GAACUUGCAGGCAGCUGAGUCCUGUCAAAAUGCCUGCCGACUACAAUGGACGCUGGGAGAUGGUGAGCAAUGAGAACUUCGAGGAGGUCAUGAAGGCCCUCGACAUUGACUUUGCCACCAGAAAGAUCGCUUCCCAUCUGCACCAGACAAAGGUGAUCGUCCAGAACGGAGACAAGUUUGAAACGAAGACACUGAGCACCUUCAGAAACUACGAGGUCAACUUCACCGUGGGAGAGGAGUUUGAGGAGCACACAAAGGGCCUGGACAACCGAAAAGUCAAGACACUGGUCACCUGGGACGGGGACAAGCUGGUGUGUGUUCAGAAGGGGGAGAAGGAAAAUCGUGGGUGGAAACACUGGAUAGAGGGAGACCUGCUACACCUGGAAAUCACUGUGCUCGACAAAGUCUGCCACCAAGUAUUUAAGAAGACACAAUAACAUGGAAACAAACCUCACCUGCUCAAAACUGUCUGUCAUGUGUUGCAUGUUGCUGUCUAUUUAUAAAGUGAUAGUGGAGAACUGUAAUAAAUGGAUUUAAUACCA
Messenger RNA from Toxotes jaculatrix (banded archerfish), 542 nucleotides. Its product is annotated as retinol-binding protein 2-like. Gene Ontology annotation, cellular component: cytosol; nucleus. Lineage: Eukaryota; Metazoa; Chordata; Actinopteri; Toxotidae. Gene Ontology annotation, biological process: fatty acid transport. The record is from RefSeq and is a predicted model, not a curated record. The transcript is spliced from 5 exons. Bases 30 to 437 code for a protein of 135 amino acids. Gene Ontology annotation, molecular function: fatty acid binding.